Messenger RNA from Brugia malayi, 2796 nucleotides. It is a transcript of the gene Bma-vav-1, whose product is annotated as Variant SH3 domain containing protein. The record is from RefSeq and is a predicted model, not a curated record. The transcript is spliced from 19 exons. Gene Ontology annotation, cellular component: cytoplasm. Bases 1 to 2796 code for a protein of 931 amino acids. Gene Ontology annotation, biological process: regulation of GTPase activity; cell migration. Gene Ontology annotation, molecular function: guanyl-nucleotide exchange factor activity; protein binding. Lineage: Eukaryota; Metazoa; Nematoda; Chromadorea; Rhabditida; Onchocercidae.
AUGGCGGAAAUCACAGAACUGUGGCGAGAAUGUGUACGGUGGAUGGUUGAAUGUGGAAUUCUGGAUUCCAAACAUCGGGUAGCGGAAGCAGAUGCUGAAAUCGGUGAAUUCGCGACUAUCUUACGAGAUGGUGUAUUGCUUUGUUUACUUUGUAAUCGACUAUGCGAAAAUUGUAUUGACAUCAAAGAUUUACAACAACGGCCACAAAUGGCUCAGUUUCUUUGCUGCAAAAAUAUAUGCGAGUUUCUAAAAGCAUGUAAAAAUACAUUUGAAAUGAACUCGGAAGAUUUAUUUGAUCCAUGGGAUCUCUAUCGCCUUGAUGAUUUUGGCAAAGUGCUGAGAACGCUUUCUAAAUUAUCCGCGUCUCCUGUAGCAAAGCUUAGUGGUAUCAGGGGAUUUCCAUUACGUAUAUCUUCAUUAAAUUCGGUGGAGUAUUAUAACGACAAGGUUAUUUAUAAAAAUCUUCGCCAAGGAGCAGAGGUAAAUGAACCUGUACUCGAAAAUGCAUAUGAUAUGGGUAUCGCGGAGGAGGAGAAAACCAGUGGCCGAAUUUACGAUUCUAUUGUGUGUCAACGAUCUAACAGUCAACGCGAAUUGAAAGCUAUCGAAUAUGACAAGUGGUUAAACUUCAAACCAGAUUCUCGACGUGAACAUUGCAUCAAGGAAUUAUAUGAUACGGAAUCAAACUAUGUCGAGAAAGCGCUUGAUAUGAUCAUAAAUAAUUUUUACACACCACUGGAGGAAGUGCUAUCGAAGGAUGAUCAUAAAAUGAUCUUUAUGAAUAUUUUGGAAUUAGCAUGUAUUCAUCGCUCAUUUCGUGAUCAUUUACGGCAAGCUGUCUUCUAUACUGUUGGGUUGGAGGAGCCUUCGAACGAUGAAAAGCCAGUAACAAUUGGGGACGUAUUCAUUACGUGGAAAGAGAAAUUCGUGGCUUAUGGAGAAUAUUGUUCGAAAUUACCAAAUUCACGUUCACGCAUUUGUUACUUGGAAAAGACGGAUCCGAUCGUGCGACAAAAGAUUAUUGAUUGCGGUAUAGCUGCUAAUCGCAAUCAGUUCCAUUUGCAGGACCUUCUCAGUAUACCUAUGCAGAGGGUUUUAAAAUACCAUGUUCUUCUAUCGGAGAUGAUAAAGCUUACCUCAGUGGAUUCGUCGGAUCGCUUACCUUUAGAAGAAGCCAAAGAAGCGAUGCAGGAUAUCAAUUCCUAUGUCAAUGAAAUGAAACGUGAUUAUGAGAUGCAGCAACUGGUUAUGGAUAUUGAAACCAGUAUAACCGAUCUGGAGCUGCCCAUAGGCAUGCAUUUAAUUAACUAUGGUCGAUUGGUUAAAGAUGGUGAAAUCAAAAUUGCGGAUCAAAGUAAAGAUGGCAAUCGACUUAAAACGCGCUAUGUAUUUGUUUUUGAUAAAGUGAUGAUUAUUUGUAAAAGCCUCAGAGGAAAUCAAUAUUCAUAUCGAAGUGCGCACAUACUAAAUGAUUACCGCAUCGGUGUUGAUGCUGAUAAUAACAACAAAAUUGGUACAAUAACUCGUAAGCUGACAGCUAAUGGUGGUUAUUAUUUCUCUUUAGUGCAAGAAUUAGAUGACGGUAUUACCAACGUCCUCAGUGUUUGCUGCAAGACUAUGCUUCAGCGAGAUAGUUGGGUGCAAAACAUUAUAGCGGCACAAAGCAAUGUAAGGCCUAAAGAUUCGGAAACAUCAGGUCACUGUUUGCAGUAUCAUAGCUACGAUAAAGCUACUGUCUGUUUUCACUGUGAAAAGCUUCUUGCUGGUCUCUUCUAUCAGGGAUACCAUUGUUCCGAUUGCAAGCGAAAUUUGCAUCGUGCGUGCUUGUCGAUGAGUAAAUGUCCAGGAGUUGGUCCUAUAACAAGAACUCAAGUUUCAAAUAGGCGGAAACAUGCUGCUUCCUUGCAACCUCAUGAAUGUGUUCGCGCAGUACAGUCAUUUCAUUCGAACGAUCCACUGUUUCUAUCAUUUGAAAUGAAUGAUUUGAUAGAAAUCACUCAACGAAAUGUUGAUGGUACAGUGAUGGGACGAAUUGUUGCUUUUCCUAAUCGAGCUGGACUUAUUCAACCAGAAAUUGUCCGACGAUUCCGGAUAUCAGCGUCGUCAUUGCAUAUGGGUUCAUCGACAGGUAGUUCAUUAACUAGCGUUACACUGUCAUCACCGGUAGAACAUUGUGACUCUUGGAUUAUUAGUUCGCCUCAGUUACAACUGCCUCUUACAAAUGAACAACGCAAGUCCUCUUCCUCGAUCGAAAAUAUGUUUUUGCCUCAGAAAUCACAGAGCCAGGAUUAUGUGAAUACGGAAGUAGUAGGCCAGCAGUGGUAUCGAGGACCGAUGAAGCGAUGGGAUUCGGAGGAACUUUUGCGUGGUACACCAGAUGGUACUUUUUUAGUACGAUUCAGUUCUGCGCAACAAAAAUAUGUGAUCAGCAUAAGUUUCAAUGGUGAUGUGAAGCACACAAAGGUAGAACAGUCUCCAGAAGGACGUUAUUACCUGGACGAAAGUACAAUGUUUUCAAGCGUCGUGGAAUUGAUCAACUAUUAUAGAGAAAAUAAUUUACGAGAGUCAUUCGAAACUUUAAAUACUACUUUACGACAUUCGUAUACCGAUAAACAGCCAUAUAUUGCCCUGCAUAAUUUUGAAGCAUCAGAGCCAAAUUUUCUCACUUUAGUGGUUGGUCAGAAAGUCUACGUGAUUAGUAGGACUGGUGAGGAUCGAGGAUGGUGGAAAGGCCGAAGCGGCAAUAGAGUGGGCUACUUUCCACUUGCUUAUGUUGCACCAGCAGAAGAUGCAUAA